GUCAAAGUCAUGGUGCGCAUUUCUUCCACGCUUGCCAGAGACACGUCUGAGUCCAGCUCUUUCUUAAAAGUUGACCCCCGUAAGAAGCAAAUCACGCUGUAUGACCCGUUGGCCUGUGGAGGUCAGAAUGUUUUCCAGAAAAGGGGCAACCAGGUUCCACCCAAGAUGUUUGCUUUUGAUGCAGUUUUCCCCCAAGAUGCAUCACAGGCUGAAGUAUGUGCUGGGACUGUGGCUGAGGUGAUCCAGUCUGUGGUCAAUGGGGCAGAUGGCUGCGUGUUCUGCUUUGGCCAUGCCAAGCUUGGGAAGUCAUACACCAUGAUCGGGAAGGAUGAUUCCAUGCAAAACCUUGGCAUAAUCCCUUGUGCCAUCUCCUGGCUCUUCAAGUUGAUUAAUGAACGCAAAGAGAAGACAGGAGCCCGCUUCUCGGUCCGAAUUUCUGCAGUGGAGGUGUGGGGGAAAGAAGAAAACCUGAGAGACCUGUUGUCAGAAGUAGCUACAGGCAGCCUGCAAGAUGGCCAGUCCCCAGGUGUCUACCUUUGCGAGGACCCCAUUUGUGGCAUGCAGCUUCAGAAUCAGAGCGAGCUCCGUGCCCCUACGGCAGAGAAGGCUGCCUUCUUCCUCGACGCCGCCAUCGCCUCGCGUCGCAGCAGCCAGCGGGACUGCGACGAGGAGGAUCACCGCAACUCCCACAUGCUCUUCACUCUGCACAUCUACCAGUACCGCAUGGAGAAGAGCGGCAAAGGCGGAAUGUCUGGAGGUCGCAGCCGCUUGCACCUUAUUGACCUGGGUAGCUGCGUGAAAGUGCUCAGUAAAAACCGGGAGGGAAGCUCUGGCCUCUGUCUCUCAUUGUCAGCACUGGGCAACGUCAUCCUCGCCCUGGUCAAUGGAAGUAAACACAUCCCGUACAAAGACAGCAAGCUCACCAUGUUGCUUCGAGAGUCCUUGGGGAAUAUGAACUGCCGCACCACAAUGAUAGCUCACAUUUCAGCCGCUGCGGGGAACUACGCUGAGACGCUGUCCACCAUCCAGAUUGCAUCACGGGUUCUCAGGAUGAAGAAAAAGAAAACUAAGUACACAUCAAGUUCUUCUGGAGGAGAGAGCUCUUGUGAGGAGGGCAGGAUGCGGAGGCCAACUCAGCUGAGGCCUUUCCAUUCUAGAAAUACUGUUGACCCAGACUUCCCUAUUUUGCAUUUGUCAAGUGAUCCUGAUUAUUCAUCCAGCAGUGAGCAGUCGUGUGACACGGUGAUUUACGUUGGCCCCAAUGGCACUGCCCUUUCUGAUAAGGAACUGACAGAUAAUGAGGGUCCCCCUGACUUUGUUCCCAUAGUUCCUGCUCUGCAAAAGACCAAAAACGAGGGCAGGUUGGAGGAAGUUAGUGAAUCAGGGCCGAGCACAUCUGAAAGAGACUGCCUGAAGUGCAACACCUUUGCAGAGCUCCAGGAGAGGCUGGAUUGCAUAGAUGGCAGUGAAGAGACCGACAAAUUUCCCUUUGAAGAGAUGCCUGCUCAAUUUAGCUCAGACCAGAUGUCUAAGUGCUCUGUCUCAAGCCAGCUGGCAGAGCUUAGCCACUUACCAGAGUCAGAUAAGGAAGACACAGUGCCAGAAUGUCAGCAUCCUGAUAGAGAAGCCAAGGAAAAUAUAAAUGCAACACCCAGCAAAACUAAGAGAAAUCACUCCCCUGUUCCUUCUGGAGCUCUUACUAAUGUUUCAACUCCUUCUUCUCCCAGGAGUGUAACAGGCAGCUCUAGUAAAGAGCUUAGCUCUUGUCAGUUAGCACACAGCACCAGCUUGCAGAGCAGCAGAGAAAGUCUCAACAGCUGUGGAUUUGUGGAAGGCAAACCUCGGCCAAUGGGUUCGCCCCGGCUUGGCAUUGCAAGCCUCUCGAAGACAUCUGAGUACAAGCCACCAACUUCUCCUUCCCAGAGGUGCAAGGUCUAUACACAGAAAGGAGUCCUGCCCGGCUCCGCUCCCCCACCAGCUCCCCUGAGUAAGGAUACUGGGAUGAUGUCUAGUGAAUCUUUAUUGCAGCCAGAAAUCCGGACCCCACCUGUAGGCAUGAGUCCUCAGAUCAUGAAGAAGACUGUGUCCUCCAGCAAUGAGGAUUUGGAAGAGACCAUUCUCCAUGAAGAUCGGCAACAAAGCAUUUCUCCAGAACCCAAGAAGGAGAUUCUGAGCACCACCAUGGUGACUGUGCAGCAGCCAUUAGAGCUGAAUGGAGAAGAUGAGCUGGUGUUCACCCUUGUAGAAGAGCUAACCAUUAGUGGUGUCCUUGACAACGGACGUCCAACCAGUAUCAUCAGUUUUAACAGUGACUGCUCUGUGCAGGCUUUGGCUUCUGGGUCUAGGCCAGUCAGUAUUAUCAGCAGCAUAUCUGAAGACCUUGAAUGUUAUUCCAGUGCAGCUCCUGUGUCUGAAGUCAGCAUCACACAGUUCCUUCCACUUCCAAAGCUAGGCCUGGAUGACAAAUCCCAGGAUGAUGGCAGCAGGCGCUCAUCUAUCAGCUCAUGGUUGAGUGAAAUGAGCACAGGGAGUGAUGGUGAACAAUCGUGCCACAGCUUCAUAGCCCAGGCAUGCUAUGGGCAUGGGGAAGCAAUGGCAGAACCCCCUGUCUCUGAGUUUGCAAGCACCAUACAAAGUGCCAGCAUGAUUUGUGUAAGUGACAAACAGAAACCAGGGACUGACAACAUGCUUAUACUGUCAGAAAUGGGGGAGGAAGCUUUCGGCAAAGCGCCACCCAUCAAAGGCUGUAAAAUAGCAGCUCUAGGGAAAACUACUGUCACAAUCAAAAACACUGCAAGCCUCAGCAGCUGUGAAGGCUACAUCCCAAUGAAGACAAACAUUACUGUAUAUCCAUGCAUUGCUGUUAAUCCCUUCAAAGCACAAGACACUGAUGAUGCUGUACCGGCAGUAACUGCAGACCCGAAGGUUGCCCAUCCCCAUGAUGGGAAAGAAUCCAGUGCUAAGAAGGAUAUCAAAUUUGAAGACCCUUGGCUGAAGAGAGAAGAAGAUGUAAAAAAGGACAGCUCUGGGAGCAGUGAUGGGCCAAGGCCUGACACGGCCACAGUUUCAGCCAAGCCUGAGCACAGCACAAAGCAGGCUUCAGCAGACAGGUUUAGCAGCAGCAGCGGGGAUGCCUCUAUCUCCCCAGGAUCUGACAGUCUAAAGAGGAUUGUGGAUGGGUGUGAGGUGGCAGUGUCUGGCUCUGCAACCCAAAGCCCUGUUCAUUCCAGUGAUGGCUUGAAGAACGGCAGCCUCCCUCGCGGGCUCCCGAAGGCAAGCAAGCUGGAGGAGCCUGACAGUCACCUCCAUCCUACUGCCACUGACACCAGCGGAGUCAGCUCUCCUGCCCUCCCACAGUUUUCUAAGACUAGCCUUGACAAGAAAAUGGCUUCUCCCAAACACUGUGUCCUCACUCGUCCCAAAGGGACCCCUCCUCUGCCACCGGUGAGAAAGUCAAGCUUGGAUCAGAAGAACAGAGCCAGCCCCCAGCACAGUGCAGCCAGCAGCACCACGAGCAGUCCCUCCAGCCAGCCCGGGUCCUUCCUGGCCAGCUUCCCCGAGGAGCUGAAUGCCAAACAGAAGGGCCCUGGCAUCGACAGCAGUGGCAACAACAGCAGCAGCAAGCUCUUCAGUGCCAAACUGGAGCAGCUCGCCAGCAGGACCAACUCCCUCGGGAGGUCCACAGGAAGCCACUAUGAGUGUUUGUCGCUGGAAAGAGCGGAAAGCUUGUCCUCUGUGAGUUCCAAAAUGAGCCCUGGCAAAGACACCACCAUGCCUAGGGCCGGAAGGAGCCUCAGCCGCAGCGUCAUGUCCUCACCUACCAACUCAGGCCUCUCCCAGUCAGCAGGUGCCUCCCCGAAAGCCAGCCAGUCGAAGAUCUCUGCGGUCAGCAAGCUCCUGCUGGCGAGUCCCAAGGCCCGCAGCCUGUCUGCCUCUGCCACCAAAACGCUCAGCUUCUCCACCAAGUCUCUGCCCCAGUCCAUUGGGCAGAGCUCCAGUUUGCCUCCGAGUGGGAAGAACAUGUCCUGGUCAACCCAGUCCCUCAGCAGAACCCGGGGCUCCAGCCUUGCUUCCAAAUUGCCCCUUCGGGCUGUCAACGGUCGGAUUUCAGAGCUGCUCCAAGGGAGCGCCAGUGCCAGAGGCUUACAGCCGCGGGGAAGCUCAGAGGCAGAUGAGCGCGGGGGCCUUCCGGGAGAUGAGAAGCCAGCUGUUCACAUGCUGCCUUCACCUUACAGCAAGAUCACCCCUCCUCGGAAACCUCACCGCUGCAGCAGUGGUCACGGAAGCGACAACAGCAGUGUCCUGAGUGGGGAGCUGCCCCCUGCCAUGGGGAAAACAGCCCUCUUCUACCACAGUGGGGGGAGCAGCGGCUAUGAGAGCAUGAUGAGGGACAGCGAGGCGACGGGGAGUGCCUCUUCAGCACAAGACUCCAUGAGUGAGAACAGCAGCUCUGCGAGCGGCAGGUGCCGAAGUCUCAAAAAUCCAAAGAAACGAUCAAAUGCAG
Messenger RNA from Balearica regulorum gibbericeps (East African grey crowned-crane), 4504 nucleotides. Lineage: Eukaryota; Metazoa; Chordata; Aves; Gruiformes; Gruidae. The record is from RefSeq and is a predicted model, not a curated record.